Molecule: messenger RNA, 1858 nt
Organism: Crotalus tigris (Tiger rattlesnake)
Lineage: Eukaryota; Metazoa; Chordata; Lepidosauria; Squamata; Viperidae
Gene: HADH
Product: hydroxyacyl-CoA dehydrogenase
Exons: 8
Coding region: 52-981 (309 amino acids)
Biological process (GO): fatty acid beta-oxidation
Cellular component (GO): mitochondrion
Molecular function (GO): NAD+ binding; (3S)-3-hydroxyacyl-CoA dehydrogenase (NAD+) activity
Source: RefSeq, a predicted model, not a curated record
CUGCUGUUUCCUCCUCCUCCUCCUCCUCCUGGCGCAAGAACGUGCUUUGCCAUGGCUUUCGCGACCCGUCCUUUCGUGCGUCUGGCUUCCACCGCAGCCGCCAAGAAGCUGGUGAUCAAGCAUGUGACAGUGGUCGGAGCCGGCCUGAUGGGCUCCGGGAUCGCCCAGGUUGCUGCAGCAACUGGCCACACAGUGGUAUUAGUGGACCAGUCAGAUGAAAUAUUAAAUAAAUCCAAGAAACAAAUUGAAGAUAGUCUGAAGAAACUAUCAAAGAAAAAGUUUGCGGACAAACCUGAGGCUGGUGUAGAAUUUGUUGAGAAGGCCUUAAAGAAUAUAACCGUGAACACGGAUCCUGUCUCUGUGGUCCACAGCACUGAUCUUGUAGUGGAGGCCAUUUUGGAACACUUAGCCCCCAAAAUUGAGCUCUUCAAGACACUGGAUACGUUUGCAGCAGAGCACACGAUAUUUGCUAGCAACACUUCCUCUUUGCCAGUCACGGACUUAGCAAAUGCUACCACCCGGCAGGAUCAGUUUGGGGGUUUACAUUUUUUUAACCCGGUACCUCUGAUGAAGCUUGUAGAGGUUAUCAAGACGCCGAUGACGAGCCAGAAGACUUUUGAGUCCCUCAUGGAUUUCAGCAGAGCAGUCGGGAAAAAUCCAAUAUCUUGCAAGGACACUCCUGGCUUUGUUGUGAAUCGACUUCUUGUGCCUUACCUGAUGGAAGCAGUUCGGCUUUUUGAAAGGGGAGAUGCAUCAAAGGAAGAUAUUGAUGUUGCCAUGAAACUUGGGGCAAGUUAUCCUAUGGGCCCAUUUGAACUCUUAGACUAUGUUGGCUUAGAUACCAGUAAAUUCAUUAUGGAUGGGUGGCAUGCAUUGGAACCGGACAAUCCUCUCUUUGCUCCAAGCCAACUUCUAAAUCAGUUGGUAGAGGAGAAGAAACUUGGAAGGAAGACUGGCGAAGGAUUUUACAAAUACAAAUGAACUUUCCAACGUGCCAUGUUUUUCUGACACGUGUAAGGAAAGCUGCUGAGUAUUUCCAUACAGUAUUUGUAAUACUGCUUAAUCAGGGCCAUAAGAACUAGUCAGUGCUGUAUCUUGAUUAUAAAGGCUGAGCAAUUUAUUUCCACAAUGUGGUCUUAUAUUUUUAAGUCACUGGGAUUUAUUGGGAGCUUUACACAUUGAAGUGCCUUUUUUGAAACUACCACGGAUCCAAAUACACCUCAGGUUUGUAAUCCUCCAUCCAGCUAGUAGAAAUUUUAAUAUGAAUAAAAUACUUCAAAUAUAUAGUUGCUUUGAUUUCCCCCCCAGUAGAUGGCAGUGUGAAAGCAGAGUAUGAAUUAACAUUUUCCAUUUCAGCCAAUAGCACUUUAUUAUACUCAUUUAGAUUAGGAUACAGCUAGAUUCAGCAUAUAUACCAUAUAUUCUCCCCCUCCUUUUAUGCCUUUGCAUAUCAAUAAAUUUGCAUGUCUGUGUCUUCCUACCUUAAAAUGUAGGAAGUGUUGUGAUAUUGAAAAUCAAUAUGAUGCAGUGGUUAAGUCAUUGAGCUAGCAACAGGAAAUACCAAGUUGUAUCUAUCUGUAGCGAUGGAAAAUCGCUCACAGGGUUUUGGGAUGAGUAGAAAGGAAAGAUGGAAAGCUAUUUUUGCCACUUGAACUUAUGGAGAAAAAUUCAGGUUAUAAAUCUAAUUAAUAAUGUUCUGUAAUAGGACAGAACAAUAGCAUUGCCCUUAAUGAUUGAGAACCUGCCUUCAGUUCCUUGUUCUGAUGUGCUCAUCAGAAUCCUUGGAGUGUCUUAAUGAGGAUUUAAAUUAGGAAAAUCUUGACUUAAAUAAAAAAUAAGACAUGAUGCUAAAUACUAA